Molecule: messenger RNA, 2277 nt
Organism: Scaptodrosophila lebanonensis
Lineage: Eukaryota; Metazoa; Arthropoda; Insecta; Diptera; Drosophilidae
Product: peroxisomal carnitine O-octanoyltransferase
Exons: 7
Coding region: 125-1978 (617 amino acids)
Cellular component (GO): peroxisome
Molecular function (GO): carnitine O-octanoyltransferase activity
Source: RefSeq, a predicted model, not a curated record
UCCCACCACAUUUUACAUUUAAGUAGCCGUUUCCAAUAAGAAUGAGAUGUAUAAAAGCAGCGGGUCCAAUUGUGAAAGUUGAUUGGAAUCAUAUGGUAACAUCGUCAAAUAGAAGCGGAGCAAAAUGGAUCGUGCCAGUCUCUAUUUUAUGGACCAGAAUGACAAGAACACCUACGACUUUGAUGAAACUUUGCCAGCAUUGCCACUACCCACGCUACGUGAAACCAUGGAGCGCUACUAUCUGUCUGUGCUGCCAUUUGGGAAUGCAGAGGAACUGGCGCAGACACGAAAAGCUAUACAGGAGUUCGAACUUGGCAUUGGGGGUCAAUUGCAUGAGAAGCUUAAGGAUCGUGCAGCAAAAAUGAAAAACUGGCUGGGCACCUGGUGGGAGGAUUAUGGUUAUCAUUUACUACGUUUUCCACUGCUGCCCUAUCAAAUCAUGUCGAUGGCGGCGCAACUUGAAAUGGUGGGAUCUCCCGAGACGCCGGAAUACAUGCUUAAGGGCUUAGCUCGCCUCGUUCACCACACGAUGGAGUUCUGGGAUCUGACUCGCAAGGCCACCAUUAAACCGCUCUCAUCCGGUGGCGGCAAGAUAAAGUACUCUUCGGCCCUAUACAAACGUUUCUACUCCACAUCUCGCGUUCCGGGCAUUGAGCAGGAUCACAUCGAGAAGCACUUCCUUACGACAUCCGAGGGACGCACGCCCACGCACAUUCUCGUCUCAGCUAAAGGGCGACAGUUCGUUUUCAAUGGCGUGAAUGACAAUGAUAUAAUACUGACGGCCCCCGAGCUGUUGGUUCAAUUGCAACGCAUACGGAGCAUCGUUGACUAUGAACCCGAGGGCGAUGGCGUGCCAGUUCUCACACAUGAUGAUCGUACCUCUUGGGCAAACAAUCGCAAUCGUAUCAUGGAGAUAUCGGAUGCCAAUAAGGAAGCAUUGCGUCUUGUUGAAAGUUCAGCCGUUAGUAUUUGCUGGGAUGACCACGAGCCCAAAGACUAUGAGGAGACUUCUCAGAUGGGCCUCUAUGGCGAUUAUCACAGUCGCUGGGCCGAUCGGAGCAGUACCCUGACAUCGUUCAAGAACGGACGAUUCACCUUUACGGGCGAGCACAGUUGCUACGAUGGCACUGUAAGCGUCAGCUACGCAACCUUUAUUCAAUUGAGUUUACUGGAGUGUGGGGAGCCGGACUGGAGUGAGGCGGAGCAGGCCAAAAUUGCACCGCUGCAAGAGAUAACAUUUCAGUUGGAUGAUGAGCUGCGUGACCAGAUUCGACGUGUGCGCAAAGAGGUGGAACAGCGCGGCAUGGAUGUAACUGUCACCUUUACCGUUUUCACUGAGUACGGAAAGGACUUCAUGAAGCCCCAUAAACUGCAUCCUGACUCAUUUGUUCAGGUGAUCAUGCAAUGGGCCUACUUACAAAUGCACAACGAGAUUGCGCCCAUUUAUGAAACUGCGCUAAUGCGUCAUUACUACAAUGGACGCACUGAGACGUUGCGUUCCUGUACGGCUGCGGUGCAUCAGUUUCUCUGCAUUGCAUCCAAUGCGACAACAAGCGGUUCAAGCCUCGCUCAGGCUUUUCGCACCGCUGUCACUGAUCACAGACGCAUGAUGGAUGAGGCCCGUAAGGGCCAUGGCGUCGAUCGUCAUUUAUUUGGACUAUGGUGUGCUGCAUAUGAGAACAAAUUGGAUAUUCCCAGUUUUUUCGAUGAUCCGCUGUAUGCGAAAAGCGGCGGCGGCGGCAAUUUUGUCCUAUCCACCAGCACACUUGGCUUCACGGCCAAUGUGGGAUAUGUGGCGCCCAUGACUAUGGAUGGCUAUGGUGUUUUCUAUUCUAUAACAUCGAACGCCAUUUUUAUCAACACUACUGCCUACCGCGAUAGUGCGAAGACCAGCGCUCGAAAAUUUAAUGAGAUCUUCAAAGAAUCAUUUCGCCGUAUGCGAGUGCUAUUGGAAGAAUUCCCUGACUCCAAACUCUAAAUGAGUGAAAUUAAACUAAUGUCUAUGUCUAAUAUUGUCCCGCAUUUUUAUACUUUUAUACGUUAAUCACACUGUAAAACUCGUUUAGCAAAGGUCAUGUUCUUUUGAUGUUACAAAAUCUCCCAUUCGUUACCGUAGCUCCUACAAUGGAGUAUCAUUUUUAGAAAAUGCAUGUGGUCGGACGGACUCUCGCAAAAUUUAGACGCUUUUAUAGCCAAUUUUAAUUUUAUUGUGAAAAUUUAACUCUUAAUUACAAUAAUGGCAAUUAAAUAUCAUUCCAAAGGAAAUAAAAUAUUGCA